Cucumis melo (muskmelon) is the source of this 3970-nucleotide messenger RNA. RefSeq names its product clathrin interactor EPSIN 3-like. Gene Ontology annotation, molecular function: clathrin binding; phospholipid binding. Lineage: Eukaryota; Viridiplantae; Streptophyta; Magnoliopsida; Cucurbitales; Cucurbitaceae. The record is from RefSeq and is a predicted model, not a curated record. The transcript is spliced from 14 exons. Gene Ontology annotation, biological process: endocytosis. The coding region runs from base 337 to 3564 and encodes 1075 amino acids. Gene Ontology annotation, cellular component: plasma membrane; endosome; clathrin vesicle coat.
AAAUGAAAAUGAAACAAAAAUUCCCUUAAUUUACUGCGUGGAAGUUGCGCUGUCUCUCUCUAGCUCUCUUUCUCUCUUUCUCUCUUUCUCUCUUUCUCCACUGUCUCUUCGUACGUCCAUUCUCUUUCGUAGCUAUUUCCUGGACAUAGCUUCCUUCUAAUUCCAAAACCAUUUUCGAAAUUCUCUCAUCUCUUCCACUUUCCUCUCCAACUAGCUUCAGAUCCGCCUCUUAAUUCUACUCUUCGCCCCCAGAAAUUUUGAGGUGAGCAUCACUUAAAUUUUCUGUGGAACUGGUUGGAAGGAGCUGUUAAUUUCAGUACCAUCAAGGCAUCGACAAUGAAGAAGGUCUUUGGUCAGACUGUUAGGGAUAUUAAGAGAGAAGUUAAUAAGACGGUGCUUAAAGUUCCUCGACUAGAGCAGAAGGUUCUUGAUGCUACUAGCAAUGAGCCUUGGGGCCCUCAUGGAUCACUUCUCGCUGAGAUUGCACAAGCAAGCAAAAACUAUCAUGAGUAUCAGAUGAUCAUGGCGGUAAUCUGGAAGCGUGUUAAUGACUCUGGCAAAAAUUGGCGGCAUGUGUACAAGGGUUUAACUGUCUUGGAGUAUCUGGUGGCUCAUGGAUCAGAGCGAGUAAUAGACGAGAUCAAGGAUCAUGCAUACCAAUUAUCAGGCUUGUCCAGCUUUCAAUAUAUUGAUUCCAGUGGAAGGGAUCAAGGAGCAAAUGUUCGAAAGAAGUCACAUAGUCUUGUGGUUCUUGUGAAUGAUCCAGAAAGAAUCAGUGAGAUUAGGCAGAAGGCUAGCGUCAACAGGGACAAGUUUCGAAGUCCGUCCUUAGCUAGUGGAGUACAUAGGCCGGGGUAUGGAGACCGUUAUGAUGAUGAUUUCCAUGAGGGACGCUAUGGAAGCAGGGAUGAAGAUAGGAAUAGCAAUGGUAAUGGAAGGGAAAGGGAAUAUGACUACAGAGAUGACGACCAUGGUAGGAAUUCCAACUCAAAUAGACGUGAUGGAGAUCACUAUAGCAGAGAUGGUGAAGAACGACAUGGAAGAGAUAGUCCCAGGGAUGGAGAUAAUUGGGGGAGAAGAAGUGUUGAUGACAACCAAUAUGGUGCAAAAAGGGAUCAAGAUAGAGACCGUGACGACAGUGCUCGUGAUGGUAGUGGAAGAGGUGACGUCAGGUCACCGGAUGUGAGGCAUCAUGAUCAUAAAUUUUCAGAGCAAGACACUGGCGCACCUCCUAGUUAUGAAGAGGCAGUGAGUGAGUCUCGAAGCCCACCAGCUCAUAGUGAAAGAGACCAAGAAACCUCAACCUCUACUCCUGCUACUUCAUCUGCGCCUCCUACCAGUGCACCUAGCCAGUCAAGUCCCGUACAUGGUGCUCCAACAGCUGCAGACCAGUUAAUUGGGAACUUUGACGAAUUUGACCCUCGCUGUUCAGUCACAGCUGCUCCAACUGUUGCACCAAACAAUGUUGAGAUGGACUUACUUGGCUCACUGACUGAUUUUCCUUCAAACCCACUGGCCAUUAUGCCAACGGCAUCUACAAAUGUGACUGGGGCCUUUGAGCCUGAUUCCCACAUUAACUCUGGUGUGGGAACCCCGCAGACUACUACAGCUGUAGCUAGUGUCAGUAAUCAGAGUUUUGAAGAUCCGUUUGGUGACACUCCUUUUAAAGCCAUGCCUUCUGAUGAUGGUGCCCCUCAAUUCCAUUCUUCUGCUAUGACAGAUCCACUCCAGUCUUCCCUACACCAAAACGUUGGACAAUCCCAGCCUUCUACAGUGAUAGAGCUGUCUUCUCUGCACCAAAGUCAUGGGCAUUCCCAUCCUUCUACUAUGACAGGUUCUUUCCAGUCUUCUAUGCACCAACAUCGUGGACAAUCCCAAGGAAUCAUCCCGGAAACAAAUCAAGUCUCUAAUUCUGAAUAUGGUAAUGUAAUUUCUGCUUCAACGGGUGCAUCUGGCUUAUCCUGCUUGCAAGCACCGUCAGAGCCACAGUUUCUUCAAGGGCCAUCCACCAUACCAGAUCCUGAGAUUGAUAUACUGGCAGAUAUUCUACCUCCUUCUGCGCCUCCGUCUAACACAUCGUCCUUGGCAACUUAUUCAUUCCCUAGCGACCAGCCGGCAUUGCCUACUCCCUUCUCAGAUCCUGGCCAACCUAUUCAGCAAAAUUUUACAGCUUUAAGCAAUCUGCCUCCAGAACCAAAUGCUAGUUCAUUCCUUAAUGUGCAGCCCCAGCGUGGAGCUACAGCAUCUUUGAACUCAAAUACGGCUUUCCAGCCUCAAAAUGCACCUACCGUACAGUUUGACUAUGGGGCUCCACAGGGAGGAUCUAUAAAACCUACUGGAGAGAUUGGCUAUGGAGCCCCGCAGGGAGGAUCUACAGUGCCUACUGGACAAGUUGGGUAUGGGCCCCCACAGGGAGGACUUGCAGCACCUUCUGGACAGUGUGGCUAUGAGCCCCCACAGGGAGGAUCUGCUGCACCUACUGGACAGUUUGGCUAUGGAGGGGGCUCACAGGGAGGACCUGCAGCACCUACUGAACAGUUUGGCUACGGAGAAGGCCCACACGGAGGAUCUACAGCUCCUUUCUAUACACAGAUGGCUUCAGCCAGCAGUCCAAGUUCACAGGCUAAUAGUGGUGGCUAUUUCGUACAGAAUGGAGGAUGUGCUGCUCCUGUUACUUCACAAACUUCUCAGCAAAGCCCAAGUGGGCCAAUUGUUCCACUUGGCAGUGCAAACGUUCAGCACCAUGGUUUUCCAGCCCCACCAGUAGCUUCUCAAGGAGCUUAUCAGUUGCCAAAUGGUCAUGCUGCUCAGCAAAAAAGUGACGAUUUUCUGGGCAGCAUUCUUCCGCAAUCUGCAACCCCUCAAGUUCCUUUACAACAAGGUUUUCCAAUGUCAACGGGAUCACUUUCGAUAGUAUCUCAACCAUCUAAGGGAAAGUUUGAGACAAAGUCAACAGUCUGGGCUGACACUCUUAACAGAGGGCUAGUUGAUUUGAAUAUAUCUGGACCUAAAACAAAUCCAUUGGCUGACAUUGGAGUGGAUUUUGAUGCCAUAAACAGAAAGGAAAAGAGGAUGGAAAAGCCUACUACAACUGCAGUAACUUCUACUAUCACCAUGGGUAAAGCUAUGGGAUCUGGUUCUGGGGUAGGUCGUGCUGGUGCGAGUGCCCUUAGAGGGCCACCAAACCCUAUGAUGGGGUCUGGUAUGGGUAUGAACCACGCUGGCAUGGGAGGGUUCUAUGGAGGAAUCAAUCAAUCCAUGGGAAUGGGAAUGGGCAUGGGCAUGAACAAUGCUGGCAUGAACCCAGGAAUGGGAAUGGGAAUGGGGAUGAACCCGGGCAUGGGGAUGAACCCGGGCAUGGGGAUGAACCCGGGCAUGGGAAUGAACCCAAGCAUGGGAAUGAACCCAAGCAUGGGAAUGAACCCGGGAAAUAUGGGUAUGGGACAAGCAAUGCAAUUUCAACCACCGGGUGUGUUUCGGCCAGGAUCCAAUGCCUCGGGUAGUUAUAAUCCAAUGAUGGGUGGUUAUGCCCCCCAGCAAUCAUAUGGUGGUGGCUACCAAUAAACCAAAUUCAAGAUACACAUUUUAGAGUGUAGUACCAGAUUUACUUGAGAGUUGAAGAUUGGGAUGGCCAACUUAUUGUUGCCUUUGGAAGUCCUUCACAUUUCAGAUUUUGUGAAGAGCAAUAGCUGCAGUUCAUUCUUUUCUAUGAAAGCUGUUCGUUGCGAUGUUCAUUUUGCUUAUUCUUUGUAUGCUUUUUUACAUUUCCAGUGACAUACCGAGAGUUCUACAGGUGAGCUGGUCGAUUGAUAAUUUUCAUAUUCUUAUCACAAUUUGUAUACAACUGAACAUCGAUAAAUGAGGACAUAUCUCGAUUUUUAUUGUCGUCAACGUAAUAUAUGUACAAUUCUACCUUUUGUUCAUGCCACCAUAGAAUAAAAUUCUAAUACAUUCCUUUGGUGUUGAUUCA